AUGGCAUUGGCAAUUCCUCAAAUUGGCUUCGGAACCGGUACCACAUGGUACAAAUACGGUAGAGAAUCAGAAAUCGACCAGACUUUGGUUGACGCUUUGGUGUCCGCUUUGCAAGUUGGAAUCACCCAUCUCGACGGUGCCGAAUGUUAUGGUACAGCAUUGGAAACCAGGGAUGCCAUUAAGAAGGCCAACAUUCCAAGAGAGAAGUUGUGGAUUACUGAAAAAUACUAUGCUGGAGAUUCAAGUCACAAAAGUAAAUCCAAAGCUGCCAACCCACUAGCGGCUCUGAAGGAGAUUUUGAGGUUGGAAGAACUGGAAUAUGUUGACUUGUACUUGCUACAUUCUCCUUACAUAACAAAGGAAACCCACGGUUUUACCUUAGAAGAAGCCUGGGGUUACCUAGAAGAAGCACAAAGUCUUGGAUUGGCCAAAAAUAUCGGAGUCUCUAACUUCACAGUGGCUGACCUGGAGAAGAUCCUGAAAGUUGCCAAGGUCAAGCCUCAGGUGAAUCAGAUCGAAUACAAUGCCUUCUUGCAAGACCAGACUCCUGGAGUUGUGGAGUUUUCUCAGAAGAAUGGCAUCCUCAUUGAAGCUUACUCUCCUUUGGCUCCAUUGUACAAGGGCGAUAAGUCAAUUAAGGAAGUCAAGGAAUUUUUAGAUUACGUUUAUGAAUUGGGCAAGAAGUACGGUAAGUCUGAUACCCAAGUUCUGCUAAAGUGGGUUCUACAGAAGGGAAUAAUUCCAAUUACCACAAGCACCAAAACCGAACGAGUCAAGGAAUUUUUGAAGAUUGACGACUUCCAGUUGGAGCCUUCUGAGGUCGAAAAGAUUACUACUCUUGGUGCCAAAGCCCCAGUGGUCAGACAGUAUUGGGUUCCUGAAUACAGCAAGUUUGAUUAG
Messenger RNA from Komagataella phaffii GS115, 900 nucleotides. Its product is annotated as NADPH-dependent alpha-keto amide reductase. Bases 1 to 900 code for a protein of 299 amino acids. The record is from RefSeq and is a predicted model, not a curated record. Gene Ontology annotation, molecular function: oxidoreductase activity, acting on NAD(P)H as acceptor. NCBI's taxonomy places the organism in Eukaryota, Fungi, Ascomycota, Pichiomycetes, Pichiales, Pichiaceae. The transcript has a single exon.